AUGGAAUCCGACUGGACGUUUCUCGAUCCUUGGCUGUCUACCCUGUGGGGUAGUGUACUAGGGUGCGGCGAGCCUGAACUGGAGCGGGUAUUAUCGGACCAGCAGAUUAUCCUCUCGCCCCUCUAUCCAAAAGCAAAAAAUGUGGAGGAAAAUGUAAUUUACGUCAAGAUUUCAGUGGAUGAAGUCCAUCGACACGACCGAAAGCACUUACAGCAUCUCCGCGAAGCGAUUGAGUUGGUCUCGGCAGUGGCUAUUGUCGACAAUGCAGCGUUCCAGCAGCUCAUGUCCGUCGAACCUGACGAGGCCUGUACCCAUCACCCGAAGUGGAUAUUCUGCAUUUUCGGCACUUUAUCGCCUCAAGACCCUGCUGCAACGCAGUACCACGUUAGCUUUGGCACUCUGCUUGGAUUUCCAAAAGAUCCAUGGGUUGACUCGGCGGAGUUCAAAAAAGCCAUGGAUAACUUGGAAGCAAUGGGUCUGAAAGAAGCUGUGAAGCUCUACAACUUCAGUGAAUUCACUAUCGAUUGGCUUACUGAGAACUCGACUGGUAACAUUGGAGGGCGGUAUUGUCCUGCUCUUUGCGAUGUACCGAGGCCUUUGUCAACUCAUCUAAAGAAACUAUUUGAUAGUGAUGUACCCCCAGUAGUUCAGCUGCACGCGACCGGAAAUGCUGCGAGUGUGGUGAAACGUUUGCAAGAAACUCGUGUGGUGUUAAAGUAUCCCUUGUCAGCCACUCCAGCCGCGCAAUUAUGCGAUGGAUCGAAUGGUGACCAACCUGUAUUGCACCCAACAAUUUAUGCGUUUAAUCUGGAUUUCUCAGAAUCAGGGAUACCAGAGCUGACAACGGCGUUAGCACGAACCGCAAUUCAGUAUUUCUCGCUGGGAUAUCGUAAAUACGACAUGGUCGAUACUGCACAGUCGGUGAUGAGUGCUGGGUAUUUACUGAGUACGUUGGUCAGUGGCCGCUCAAUCUGUGGAGUAACACUAGGAGAUCUCAGCUUUCCGUCUAUCGCUCGUAAUGUGGAGUAUGGCCUCUUGGAUCUGAAUUGCGACUGGGCGCCAGACGGCGUCUUUGCUGCGACGUGUUCUGCCGUAGCGGAGUUGAGCUCGAUUAGGAAGGUGGACUGGCUGGGGUUUUCACGAACGCAAUCUCCUACUCAGAAUCGGUUGUCGUGGGUGCUAUAUGCGCUGUGUUGUGGGUCUUUAAGUGUGUCGAUUGGUACGCUCCAAUGCGAGGGUGUUUCCUUGACGAAGCCAGCUUUGACUGCUGCCAAAGCAACGUUGCAGAAUAAGUUCCCUGGAGUAAUUCAAGAUCAGGGGUCAGUGAACCUACCGAAGUACGGAUUUGUCGAAUUGAAGCAAGGAGCUCAGAUUCAACUCGUUUUGCCUAAUGGUGAAGAAACCGUGCUCGAGGUGUCAAGCCCGUAUCGUUGCCGAGCACGGUACGACCCUUUCAGUUCACCUGAAUUGGUUGAUGCUGUUGUCCCUGGAUACGGAGUUUGCAAAGUUAUCUUGAGAGAUGAAGUCAGCGAAUUUGUCCGAGAUGGCCAAGGAAACUCGGUACUGUCGAGAGCAUUGUGGAAUAGCAUCCGUUCCCUUACAUUUAGCUUUGAAAGUGUCGAAGUAGGCGCGUUGGUAACGGACCUCCUAGGUUUAAUCUGCUGGAGGGUAAAGAGCCUUUUCGUUCGCAAGAGGAAGACCGAGAGGGACCCAACGACUCAGCCUGUGCUGGAUCUGAGUAUCCUCUCGGAGGUUUGUCCAGAUCUAGAAGAGCUCAACAUCAUUGGAUUUAACGUGGUAGUGGGCUCUCGGAGUCAUGCAUUGCGGACUUGGCGUAUCCGGAAGAUUGAGAUUUACGGUUCUACGAUUGUCCCGGAUCUGGGGCCGUGUUUGGAUAACCCUUCAUAUCAAAUGGCUCGCGGGUUAGCGAUACUCACAGUGUCUGCUUCUUACCAAUGGGAGUAUGACAUCAACGAAAUGCUGGCGCUCAACAGUCACGACGGUGAUUAUUUGGCUCUGACGAAGAACAGACUUCCCAGCGAGUCGAAAGCUGCACUGAUCAGUGUCGUGAAAAGCAGAAGACAACGCAAGGCCGUGAACCUUCUCGACGUAUUGUGCCUCAGCCGAAUUUUUGCUUUCGUCUCGACACCUGUCCGACGAUCGGUUCGCUGUCACAAAUGA
Phytophthora sojae is the source of this 2181-nucleotide messenger RNA. RefSeq lists its product as hypothetical. Lineage: Eukaryota; Oomycota; Peronosporomycetes; Peronosporales; Peronosporaceae. The transcript has a single exon. The coding region runs from base 1 to 2181 and encodes 726 amino acids. The record is from RefSeq and is a predicted model, not a curated record.